GGUGAGCGCGCCUGUGCGCCGGGGGAGGGCGGUGGGGUCGCCUCUCCAGCUUCUGCAGGUCCUCGCGCUCCCGGGACGCAGCCGAGCGCGGAAAAAUGAGCGACGCGGCGGGAGAAGGCCCUCGCGUCCGGCGCUACCCCGAGCUCCCGGUGUGGGUGGUGGAGGAUCACCAGGAGGUUCUGCCGUUCAUAUACCGCGCCAUUGGCUCAAAACAUCUUCCUGACAGUAAUAUAAGUUUUGUGCAUUUUGAUUCACAUCCAGAUCUUCUUAUUCCUGUGAAUAUGCCAGCUGACACCGUGUUUGAUAAGGAAACUCUUUUUGGAGAAUUAAGUAUUGAGAACUGGAUUAUGCCUGCAGUUUAUGCUGGCCAUUUUUCCAAUGUCAUAUGGCUUCAUCCCACAUGGGCUCAGCAAAUCAGAGAGGGUACACAUCACUUUUUAGUAGGCAAAGACACUUCUACCACAACAAUCAGGGUAACAAGUACAGAUCACUACUUCCUAAGUGAUGGUCUUUAUGUAACUGAAGACCAGCUAGAGAACCAAAAACCUUUACAAUUGGAUGUAAUUAUGGUAAAGCCAUAUAAACUCUGUAACAAUCAAGAGGAAAACGAUGCAGUGUCUUCUGCUAAGAAACCAAAGCUAGCACGGGAAGACGCAGAACACACUGCCUCUACUAACUGUGCCUCUUGUUCAGAAGGAUUGGAAAAGGACACAGUGACCCAGAGAAGGGUCCACACCAGCCUGGAACCUUCAUGUUCACGUUCUUCUGAGAGCCAGGAAUGCCAGACUACAGUCAGCUCUGGAGACAUUCUGGAAAUUUUGAAGAAAGGGGAUGCAUUUGUUUUAGAUAUUGACUUAGAUUUUUUUUCAGUCAAGAAUCCCUUCAAAGAAAUGUUCACUCAGGAGGAAUACAAAAUCUUACAAGAGCUGUACCAAUUUAAAAAGCCUGGCACCAACCUGACAGAGGAAGAUUUGGUAGAUUGUGUUGAUACUCGAAUUCACCAAUUAGAAGAUCUAGAAGCUACUUUUGCUGAUUUGUGUGAUGGUGAUGAUGAAGAAACUGUAAAGAAAUGGGCUUCAAACCCUGGAAUGGAAUCACUAGUUCCACUUGUGCAGAGUUUGAAAAAACGGAUGGACGUGCCAGACUAUGAAAUGGUUCAUCAGGCUGGUCUAACCUGUGAUUAUUCAGAACUUCCUCACCAUAUCAGCACAGAACAAGAAAUUGAGUAUCUUAUUCAGUCUGUAUUUUAUUUACUGAAAAAUUUACCAAAACCUACUCUUGUAACAAUUGCAAGCCUAAAGGCUGGGAAGUCCAAGAUGAAGACACCAGCAGAUUCAGAGUUGUGGUCAAGUCUGGAUGAUUACUGUCCUUCUGAGCAAGUGGAUGCCAUUCAGGAAAAAGUCCUCAGUGUGCUCCGCUCCCUCUAUGGGACUCUAGACCUCCACCUGGUGUACUCAGCAGAGUCCUCUCCACCUUGAAACAGCAAAACACUGGACUCCUAUUACAUUGCGAUGUAGUAGCAGGUUUUCAUUAACUUAUUUGUAAAUGAGUCUUCCGGAAAACACUUUGUUUUUAUAUUAACUUUGACUUAAAAUCCUUCAGGUAUCGUCAGUUGUUGAAUGAUGGCAAUUUUGUUGGCAUCAAGACUUACCCCUGUUGCUUACCUUUCUUCCUUUCUGUAAUUAUCCUCACUUUUGUGAGGGUGUUUUGUUUUUCCUCUUUUCCCUUUUUCCUGUAAGUCGGUUAGACUGUAUGAGAUUCAUUAAUUCAUUGAUUUAUUCACUCAACUAGCUGACAUUUAUUGAGACAUGUGCCAGACAUAAUUCCGUGCUGGUGCUGGGUAUAUGGUAAUGAACAGAACAAACAUGGCCCUGCCCUUUUGAGGGACAGCUAAGAAACAAAUCAUGGAAGGACAGCCACAAACAUGGCCUUAUAGGAAAGUAAUAUUCUUAAAAGCUACUACCAAAAUAAUAAUAACAAUAAAACAAACUUGCCAGUUCAUGAAAAUUUUACAGGAAGUCUACCUCUCUAUGAGUGUUUGUUCUGUAGCCCAGCUCUUGCUAAAAAAGCUCUCAGCAUUGUUGGUUGAGGAGGUCUAUUUCAGUAAACUCAACCAAACAAAAAUUAACUCUAGUUUGCUAAUCAGAAAAGCCAUUCUGGAGUUUUGGCCUCCAUGAAGGUAAGUGUGAGCAUUGAUUGUCAUUAUAGUUCGUUCCUAAGUGCCACUUUAUUGGCAGUCUGGGUAGAUACUUUUUUCAAAUAAACCAGCUCUUUAUGUAAAUAGUAGGGAAGAAAUUUAAGUCCUUCCUUCUGGCCUACCAUAAAUACUGCCUUCCACCAGCCUCCCAUGAGUAAGAGAGUAAGAGAGCCUACCUGACUCGCUCUUACAGUAAUCGUGGAACUUUUCAUUUACUUAAUUGGCCAAAGUCUCCCCUUUAGUAUCCCUCAUGUUCAGUAAUCAUUUUUACCUACUUGAUUUCUUUUUCUUUAAAAGGUAGGAUGACAUUUAUAGAAGAAAAAAACCAUUAUUCCUCAGUCCUAACACAGUAGUUGUCUUCAUUUUUGCAUGUAACUUUCAGGCCUUGUGUACCUGUUGAGUUGCAUGUCACUAAAAUAGUGUUACCUAACUUAAUGGCCGGUAGCCACAGUCACAUUACCAUUACCACUCACUAGAUGGCACCAGAUCCCAUUUUUCCAAUGAUUCUGUUUUUCUUGUCACCAAGUUGAUUUUCCAAGGCUGAUAGUGUGAAUGCUUAUUUCUGUUGUGAAAAGCAAAGCAAACUGAUUUAACUUUCUAUUUUGGUAGAACAUUAUGUGCCAAAAAGUUUUAUUUCUCUGUAAGAUCAGAAUUGUAAGAUAGUGCUAUUUAUUUUUAAAUUUUUAUUAGAGUUCUGUAAACAGAUGUUACUUUUACGAGUAAAUUAAUUUUGUGUGCUAAAAGAAAUAAACAGGUGUGUAUUGAGGUUUUGAAAUUUUAAACCAAACUGUAGUGUUAAUUAAUUAUAUAUAAUUUCUGUGUGUUCAUAGCAUUGAUCUUAUGGGUCUGGUUUAGCUAGUAGUCAUUUAUUAUAAUUCCCAUGAACUGAUGUGAUUCAUCAUUGUUUUAACUCAGGUAGAACAAGAGGGCAUCAAUUUCCUUUUAGGGAUACUUGGAUUGUUUAGUUCUCAUGCUCUGUAAUUCUUUUAAAAGAAUAAAAUUCAGUCCCUACUUGUUGACUAAAACCAA
Messenger RNA from Myotis lucifugus (little brown bat), 3226 nucleotides. RefSeq names its product chromosome unknown C5orf22 homolog (gene CUNH5orf22). The record is from RefSeq and is a predicted model, not a curated record. The transcript has 10 exons. The coding region runs from base 96 to 1478 and encodes 460 amino acids. Lineage: Eukaryota; Metazoa; Chordata; Mammalia; Chiroptera; Vespertilionidae.